Messenger RNA from Microstroma glucosiphilum, 675 nucleotides. RefSeq lists its product as hypothetical. The annotation marks the transcript as partial. NCBI's taxonomy places the organism in Eukaryota, Fungi, Basidiomycota, Exobasidiomycetes, Microstromatales, Microstromataceae. Gene Ontology annotation, cellular component: nucleus. Gene Ontology annotation, biological process: ribose phosphate metabolic process; nucleoside phosphate metabolic process. The record is from RefSeq and is a predicted model, not a curated record. Gene Ontology annotation, molecular function: ADP-ribose diphosphatase activity. The transcript has a single exon.
UCCGCCUCCUCCUCCUCUAUCAAAUCUGUCGACCCCCUCGAGGACUCCCAAUCCAAGUGGGUCGGUCUUCGAUCCAUCACUUGGCAAGACCCCACUGGUAGGGAGCGACACUGGGAGACUUCUUGUCGCAAGACGAAAAAGGGAGAGGCGGACGCAGUGGCCAUUUGUUGUCUGAUCACGAGGCCCUCGACAAGAGAGGAUCCUGAAUUGCUACUCGUGUCGCAGUAUCGUCCUCCUGUGGCUGUGGAAGGUGGGAAGAGCACUACAGGCUUGGUCAUCGAGAUGCCUGCUGGACUCAUCGAUGCAGGAGAGGAAGGGGACGAAGGCACACGCCGUGCUGCUCUUCGCGAAUUGCGUGAAGAGACAGGGUACGGCAAUCCGGACAAUGCAGGCAGUGAAGAUGUGCAAGUGGUGGAGCUCUCCCCACUCAUGUACAAUGAUCCAGGGAUGAGCACAUCCACCAUGAAACUCGCAUGCGUACGCAUCGCACUCAAGGAAGACGACACGCCCGACCCGGUUGCAGAGCCCGAUGAGGGAGAAUUCAUCGAGAAGAGAUUGGUCAAGCUCUCGGGACUCUAUGAUGAACUAGCUAGACUCAUAAAGGAUGAAAAGUAUGCAGUCGAUGCUAGACUAUCUCACUUUGCAUGGGGCAUCAAGCUCGCUGGGAUGGUGGGA